This is a messenger RNA of Bacidia gigantensis, 1365 nucleotides long. RefSeq lists its product as uncharacterized. The transcript is spliced from 3 exons. NCBI's taxonomy places the organism in Eukaryota, Fungi, Ascomycota, Lecanoromycetes, Lecanorales, Ramalinaceae. Bases 1 to 1365 code for a protein of 454 amino acids. The record is from RefSeq and is a predicted model, not a curated record.
AUGCAAAAGCUCAACGGUCUUUCGACAGGCCCUUUCAGUGCUAAGAAGGAUGUUGGCGAGGGUCUUGCUCUCAAGGGGCACAAAAAGAGUCCAUCAAUGGGAAGUAGUAAAGACUUUUCGUCUCGGCCGACGAGUGCUUUGACCGUGAAAUCACACAAUCGCAAGACUUCAGCCUCCAGCUCCGUUUAUACGCGAGUCCGAUCGACAUCUACAGUAUCGAGUACAACUUCGCGAUACGCAAUGGAUGCACCAGAUGUACCCGCGGUUCCAUCACAGCUCAAAAACCGAGAUACAACCUUGCAGGAUAGCCCAACAUUGCCUCACGAGGGACAAGAGAAAGGCUUUGAUUUUGGUCUUCAGGAUUCGGACGAGACCCCAACGGAGAGACGCGAUGACAACAAAUCACCUGAACGGCGACCAAGUACUGAGCGAAAGGCUCCGGAACCUCACCCAUACACUCAUAAGCCGAGACCUUCUGUCACAGCAGCAAUGGCUCCUUUGGAUAGCAUUGGCAGUUCCAGCUCAUUCAAGUCAUCACGCUCUAUCCGGGGUCGAAAAGCGUCAACAGCAUCAACCAGACCAACUCCGAAUGAGCUUGGCAUUAAGACCACGCCACAGGAUCCUCCACCUGUUCCAGCAGCCUUUCAAAAAGCAAAUCAUGCCUCCGAGACAUCAAACCAUACACCUAAUGAAUCAACCUCUUCUAAUGGGUCUUAUAGUUCUGGGUUCGAGGUCGAGCCCCCUUUACAAGAGUCGCCCCAGAGACAGAAGCCUCCUGCUUUUGAAGAUAUUCGUAAUGAUAAUCCAUUCAGCGGCUUCCAAUUUGAUGUCGAAAGGAAGUCGCCAACACAAGAAUCUUUUCAACCUCCAAAGAAUCAUCCACCUCUGGCAAUACAUCCACCUUCGCCAGAACGAACUCGAAGGCCUUCUGCUCCUGAUCAGGCACCUCGAAUGGGUCAGCUCGAUCAUGGUCCUCCACCACUGCAGAGGCAAAGAACUGCUCCGCCCUUUGAAGAAUCGCGACCAUAUCCGCCUCCUUUCAAAUCGCAGUUUGAUCGUCAGGGAUUGAGAUAUCCUUCUCGGGCUCCAUCUUUGUCUACCGAACCUACCGUCCCAAUGAUUGAACCCCAUGAACAUCCAGCGCAACAGACCAGUCCUCAGCAGACGUCGCCGGACGAUUACAUGAUCUCCAGUGCUGGCUCACAAGGUUCUCUUGACCAUUUUCACUUUUCACCUGCACCGUCGCGGCCUGCUCUCCCAACAGUCGCCUCGUGUCCACCUCCACCACAACGCUUCCGGCCCCCAGAUAAAGGAAUAUGCCGAGGCUGCGACGAACCUAUUAGAGGCAAGUCUAUGGUCGUCUGA